Molecule: messenger RNA, 3229 nt
Organism: Drosophila gunungcola (fruit fly)
Lineage: Eukaryota; Metazoa; Arthropoda; Insecta; Diptera; Drosophilidae
Product: zinc finger protein 420
Cellular component (GO): nucleus
Molecular function (GO): zinc ion binding
Source: RefSeq, a predicted model, not a curated record
CUGGGGUCACAACAAACGCCUCUUCUUGUAUUGGUAAAAAAAAAAAGAAAAUUAAGGAAAUGCAGCAGCAGCAGCAGUUGCGCUAAUUAGUGACGCCCCACAUGCGAUAGCAAGGACCUAACAGGACGCGAAACAGCCAUGGCAACGGAAGAGCCGCACCUGCAUCCGCAGCAGGAGGAGCCGGGCACUCGGAGUCAGGAGGAGUCGCAAAGUCAGCCGGCAGGGAGUAAAUAUUUGGCCCUGCACACCAUGGAUGCGGAGCGCGUCUGCCGCGUUUGCCUCAGGGAAGCAUCGCUGGACGGCGAGGAGUUGCACUUCAUAUUCGAGGACGCGCCCGUCGAGGAGGGCGCCAAUCUGGCCCGCAUCCUGGACGAGUGCACGCUGCACCAGUGCCAGCGGCACGACGGGAUGCCCCCGCACAUGUGCGGCUCCUGCGUGGAGGCGGCACGCCACGCCUACCGCUUCAAGCGGCACGCAGAGCGCUCAUACUGCUCGCUGGUGGCCCUGCUGGGCCGCUCGCCCCAGCUGAAGACGCGCGGUGCCGAGGCGGCCAGCCAGACGGAUCAGGUGGCCCUGCUGCCCUGCGAGAUGUGCCACGACCAGUUUCUUAACAGCCUGGAGUUGCGCCUGCACCGCAACCAGGUGCAUAGGACGACCAAGGAGGGCACUGGCUCGGGCACAGGCGGCCCCAGCACGGAGGGCACUCAGGUCGAGGAAUUCAAGUGCAAGUUUUGCCCGCAGCAUUUCCCGCAUCUCCGACAGCUGCGCAGCCAUUUGGCGCGGAGUCACGAGCAGACCGCUCGCCUUCAGUGCGCCCAUUGCCAGCGCACCUUCAGCCGUCGGGAUCAUUUGCUGCGCCACAUGCGAAAUCAGCACCGGGACGUGGAGGAGGACCUGCUGCGCACCUGGCCGGCGGCGGAUGACAAUACCAUGCAGAGCGAUGGCGGGGAUGAGCUCGUCUCCGCCGAGGUGCUGCUGAACGAGGAGGACGACGAGGAGGACGGGCUUGAUGCCUUCAAGUGCAAUACGAAUCCCAUUUCCAGCAACGAAGACGAGGACGAAGAGGGCAACGUGGCCAAUCAAACGCUGUGGCUGCACAUCAAGCCAGAGCCCUGCCUGGAGGCGGAGGAAGUUGACCUGGCCAUGCAGUUGAAGCUCGAGAAGAAGCGUCGGCGGCGGGAAAAGGCGGAAGCUCCAGCCGAGGGCUCCAUUGAUCGGACUGUGAAAAAUGAGCCCAUUGCCAUCAGCGAGACCCAGUUCAGCAUUAAAGAGGAGAGCCAUCUUGUGGGCAGCGAGGACGAGGCAAUGGCAAUGGAAGAUUUCAUGAAGCUGCAUGUGGGCGGAGAACUGCCGCUCAGCGAGGGGGAGUUCGUCGACGAUGAAAGCGACCUUGAUGACGAUGAGGACGACGACGAGGACGGAGGGGAAGACGACGAUGGAGAGUUCCGGCUUAAAGAGGAGCCGCUGGAUGGCGAGAAGCCGCUAAAGAAGUCCAAAUCCGGCAGGCGUCGACGACGCAACAAGCAGAGCGAGCCCAAUCCCGAGAACCGUUGUGAAGUAUGCCAGCGCACCUUCUCGCGCCACUGCCACCUGCUGCGCCACAAGCUCUCGCAUCUGGAGAAGAAGCCCCACAACUGCCCGCACUGUCCCAAGGCGUUUGCGCGCAGCGACCACCUCAAGGCGCAUGUGCAGAGCCUGCACAGCAACAAGGAGCACAAGUGCGAACUCUGCGAGGCCGCCUUCUCGCGUCUGGACUCCUUGGAGCGCCACAAGGUCAGCAAGCACAAUGGCGAGGGCCUGGAGCCGGGCAGCGAGCUGAAGCUGCAGCUGGCGGAGCACACGUGCGAGUACUGCUCCAAGCGCUUCUCCAGCAAGACCUACCUGCGCAAGCACACCCUGCUGCACACCGACUUCCUGUACGCCUGCAAGACCUGCGAGGAGACAUUCCGCGAGCGAGCGCAGCUGAGGGAGCACGAAAAGACCCACACCGGGCAGCGGAACUUCCUCUGCUGCAUUUGCGGCGACAGUUUCGCCCGCAACGACUACCUCCGCGUGCACAUGCGGCGCCACAACGGCGAGAAGCCCUACAAGUGCCGCUACUGUGUCAAGGCCUUCCCCCGCGCCACCGAUCUCAAGGUCCACGAGCGGUACCACACGGGCACCAAGCCGAAUCUGUGCAAUACCUGUGGCAAGAGCUUCCAUCGGGCCUACAACCUGACCAUCCACAUGCGGACGCACACCGGCGAACGGCCGUACAAGUGCGACCAGUGCCCCAAGAGCUUCACGCAGAGCAACGACCUCAAGGCGCACAUCCGGCGGCAUACGGGCGAGCGGUACAAGUGUCCGCACUGCGACGCCUACUUCCUGCAGCUGUACAAUAUGCGUAACCACUGCUUGAGCGUCCACAACAAGCACAUCGAGACGAAGACGGGGCGCCUUCAGCGUACGGGCUUGCUGGACGACGGCGGGCAGUCGCAUCUGACCACCGUGGUAAUGCCGCCGGCACGGUACCAACCCGGCAUGGAUCCCCUGAUGGCGGCGGCUGCUGCUGCCGGCGGGGCCGAAAGCUCAUCAUCGACCACCGUCAUUCACUCACCAGGGACAUACAAUGCCACAUCCUCCGGCCUGGCUCCAGGAGUCAGCUCCGCCGCUCCAGCCACCACUCUGGAUGGCGCCAGCUUCGCUCCGACGGCGGUGAAUGCAGUGAAUACGGCGGCUCCUUUUGGCGCCUUCAAUUUUCCGCCAGUCGUUAUGGCGCAUCUCAUGUACAACCAUGGAGGAAGUAGUCAGCACAGCCAGAGUGGCAGCGACACCGGUAAAUAGCCAUCGCCUGGACCAAAUGCUAUGCUGCACUGCGUCCUCCUGCUCCCGAGGACCCUGCAUCCCGGACACCUCAACCCGAACACACACAACACACAACUAUUCCAGUGUAGUCUUAAGCUUUCCUCUGUACAUAGCCGUCGGAAUGAAGAGGAGCAGGAAUCUGGCCAAUUGGAGGGUACAUCACAAGCGCCGGCACCACCCAUGCUGGCUAUUUUAAUGUGUUAAUAUGUAUGUAAUAGUCGAAUAAGAACUGCUUACAUCUUAAUGCGCAAUGUAGGCGGUUGGAAGGAACGUUUUAUAAAGCUUACAUCAGUGCGCAUGUAUAUUUAAAUAAAAAUCGCUCCCAUCCCACUAACAUGAUUAAUUGAUUGAGUAAAUAAAUCCUGAAAGCAUAGUGAAACAUGUA